Messenger RNA from Hirsutella rhossiliensis, 498 nucleotides. Its product is annotated as trafficking protein particle complex subunit 2. Gene Ontology annotation, biological process: endoplasmic reticulum to Golgi vesicle-mediated transport. NCBI's taxonomy places the organism in Eukaryota, Fungi, Ascomycota, Sordariomycetes, Hypocreales, Ophiocordycipitaceae. The record is from RefSeq and is a predicted model, not a curated record. The coding region runs from base 1 to 498 and encodes 165 amino acids. Gene Ontology annotation, cellular component: TRAPP complex; cytoplasm; nucleus. The transcript is spliced from 2 exons.
AUGAGCUACUACUUCGCCAUCGUCGGCGCCCAGGACAACCCGCUCUUCGAGUACGAGUUCGGCACCUCGAAGCAGGGCGGCGAUGGCCAGUCGCGCUUCUCGGACCAGCUGCGCCAUCUCAACCAAUUCAUCCUGCACUCGAGCCUCGAUAUUGCCGAGGAGGUUCAAUGGGGCCACGGCCAAAUGUAUCUCAAGUGCAUCGACAAGUUCUUCAACAACUACAUCUCGUGCUUCGUCACCGGCGCAAACGUAAAGUUCCUGCUGCUGCACCAGCCCUCGGCCCCAUCCUCCACGGGCCCCUCGUCGUCGCGCUCCUCGACGGCCAUCGGCGCCAACCCCACCAGUCCGGCCACCGAGGAGGCCAUAAAGAUGUUCUUUGCCGAGGUGUACGAGAACUGGGUCAAGGCCGUCAUGAGCCCCUUUUACAAGGCGAACUCCGAGGUUCGCAGUCCCGUCUUCCGCGCCCGCGUCGCCGCCGCCGGCCGCAAGUAUCUGUGA